This is a messenger RNA of Linepithema humile (Argentine ant), 2183 nucleotides long. It is a transcript of the gene Rfwd3, whose product is annotated as E3 ubiquitin-protein ligase rfwd3.S-like. Gene Ontology annotation, molecular function: protein binding; ubiquitin-protein transferase activity. Lineage: Eukaryota; Metazoa; Arthropoda; Insecta; Hymenoptera; Formicidae. Gene Ontology annotation, biological process: protein ubiquitination; interstrand cross-link repair. Gene Ontology annotation, cellular component: nucleus. The record is from RefSeq and is a predicted model, not a curated record.
ACAAACCGGUCCCUAAUCGGAACACUGCUCGUACUACGAUCUCAUUCAAGAGCAGCGACUGUGGCAACUAGUAGCGGAAUAUGCUAAAACUAAAAAAUUUUGUCAAGCUUGAAGUGGUUAAGGCCAUCACACACAAAAUGACAUAACUGCAUAUGCAUAGCAUAUUAGGCCUUUAGGAUAUUCCAAAUAAAUUGCAUAGCGCAUAACAUACGCAUAAGAAAUUGAAUUGAUCCAUUUCAUUAUACAUCUUCUUAUGAACCAUUUUCUUAUGCAAAAGCAUUAUGCAAGUUUGCUGGAUAUACCUUUAUAGUUCAUUUUCUCUCGCAAUUAGGUUUGGUUAGGUCAUGUUAUGUUAGAUUAGAUUAGGCUACGUCAAAUAGUAUGCAAACCGGUCGUAAAGGAGAAAAACAAAGAAUUUGGAAAAUGACUAUGAAAAUGUAAAAGAUUUCUAAUUACUUUAUUACAACUGUCAGGUCAUUUUCUUAACGUAUGUUUGUGUCAUCAAUGGUACUGAAUGCAGAAUAAAGGUUAUGGAAUACGACGAAAAUACAAUGCAAAUAGAAGAGCAACAAGCUAUUGAAGAAGAUGAAAAUGAAAAUUCGAAUAACGACAAUAAUGCACGAAAUAACGAUGAAAGUGAUGUCAAAACUGAACAUUCACAGCAUACAAAUUCAGCAGAUGUAAAUUUAGAUACCACGGAUAUAGACUCUGAUCAGACAUGCCCGAUUUGUAUGGAGCAAUGGACCAAUUCUGGGGAACAUCGCUUAUGCUGUUUACGCUGUGGACAUUUGUUUGGACAUAGUUGUAUUUUGAGAUGGCUGCAACAAUCUUGUACUGCUAUAAACCGUCGUUGUCCGCAAUGUAACAAGAAAGCUUUAGUAAAACAUAUCAGGAUGUUAUACGCAAAAAAAGUGGCAACAAUUGAUACUACCGAAUGUGAUUCACUAAAGAAGGAGUUGAUUAAUGUUACAGCUGAAAAAAAACUUUUGCAGUUGGAAUUAUCGCAAUAUAAUGCUCGUCUGAAAGUAUAUCAGCAGCAAGUGGAUUGUAUGAGGAAACAUAUUGCGGAACUGGAAAGUCAACAAUCAGAUAUUAAUAUUCAAAUGAACCAAAUUGCUUCGGGCAGUGUCUCCACUACAAAAUUUCAUCUUGAACGAUCUCUGGAGAUCUGCAAAGAUAGUGGAUGCCGUGUGUUAGACUAUAAUCCAUGGUACAAAUUGUUAGUUGUCUCUCAAAAGUCAUCAAAUGGAUUAUUUAAUGGAUAUGGUAUACGAAAGAUGGACUGUGAGUAUUUUAACUUGCGGCAAUUCGUCUAUUUGCACACUCAAGCUGUGAGAGAUGUGACCUUUCAUUCAACACAACAAACACUUCUUCUCAGUGCUGGUUUUGAUAAAUGUGCAAAGUUAAUGGACAUUCAAAACAAUAUGAUAGUGCAGACAUACCAAACAAACCAUCAACUUUGGAGUUGUUGCUGGUCAGGUGACAAUCCACAUACUUUUCUAGCUGGUGCACAAAAUGGAUCUAUCAGCCAGUUUGAUAUUAGACAAACUUCUGGUGCUAUUAGUGUCCUAGAUAGUUAUGGUGAUACGUCGCCGGUUGUAUCAAUGGCAACAGUGCCAUCUAAUCCUGGCAGUGGCAUCAGUAGAGGUGGAUUUGUAGCAUGUCGUUUAAGAACAUGUAAUGUAUACGAAAUUAAGGAUACUGCGUACCUGCCAAAGCAGAUGUUUUUGGAAGGUCCUUUUGUCUCAGUACGCUAUGAUGAAAAGAAUCAUCAUUGUCUCAUAUCAUCUCGUCCUAAUGCAAGGCAACCAUAUGCGAGACAUACAGUGUGUACUAUUGAAAAGCAUAUAUCUAAUGAUGACAUGGUCAUGUGUAAUACUGUGCAUACAUUUCAAGCUGGUAAUUCUCAACAGCUUUUAUCUCGACCUUGCUAUUUAUACAAGGAAAAUGACACGCUGGUCGCUGCGUAUAUAGAAUCAAAUAGUAAUAUAUCAUUGUGGAGUAUAGCAAGCGGCAGACAGUUACAUAGCCUUCCAUUAUCAGAUUCUAUUAUAGAUCUGUGUUCCUUUGAAGUUAAUAAUUAUUUAUUUUUAUCAACUCUUUCUACAAAAAGACUUAGGUUAUACAAAAAUGGAUAAAUAGCAUAAAGUACAAUAAAAAAAAAUAAAGCAAAUAUGACAUGA